CAUUUGAUCUGUCAACGUGGAGGAGCUGGUGAAAGAACUCCAACAGCCAAAUAAUUCGUUAGAACAUUUAGAUAUUUGAGAUUCUGUGUGCAAUUUCAUCGUUUAAAGUGCCAACAAAAUAUUAAAUAAAAUAUCCAAGACAAACAAUAAACUAAUAAAACACUUUAUUGUGUAUCGUGUGUGAUUUGCAAACUUUGAUUGUAGAGAGAAAACGCACGUGCUUGUAACCACAGGCCCACGCCAUCAAAAUGAACACACUACAUGCCCAUACCCUGUUGCUGUUGGCCAUAUGCUGCCUCGGCUACAUCUCCUGCUCACCAGUUAUUGGCCAGGAGCCACGCAAUCCAGUGGCUUCAGAUGGUGAUGCCGAAAAUGAUGCGGUCGAUGCCCUGAUCGGAACAGCCAUUGACGAUGGCGGCGACAUUGAUAAGCGUGUGGAGCGUUAUGCUUUUGGUCUGGGACGUAGAGCCUAUAUGUAUACCAAUGCUGGUCCGGGAAUGAAACGUUUGCCGGUCUAUAACUUUGGUUUGGGCAAACGAUCACGACCCUACUCCUUUGGAUUGGGCAAGCGCAAUGACUAUGACUACGAUCCGGAUAGCGAGAUGGACUUUAGAAUGGCGCCGGCGAAUUACAUUCCAGCUGAACGGGCAGCUCGUCCAGGUCGCCAAUCCAAGCGUACAACGCGCCCACAGCCCUUUAACUUUGGCCUGGGACGACGUUAGGCUGGUUGAUUCUAUGGAAAAUCUAUUGAAGUCACAAAAGUGGCACACACACACAAACAUAAAUAUCCAGCCGUGUGUGCCAUUUAUCAAAUUAACACCUAUAUAAUAAUAACAAAUUGUCAUAGAAAGGCAAUAAGAUUUAAAAUAAAAAAAACAACUCUCUCAACUUUUAAAUCUAUAUGUCAAAAAGGAAUUAAUUUAAUUUAAAAAUCAUUUUUAAUGAUGGCGAAA
This is a messenger RNA of Drosophila willistoni, 953 nucleotides long. Its product is annotated as allatostatin-A. Lineage: Eukaryota; Metazoa; Arthropoda; Insecta; Diptera; Drosophilidae. The transcript has 3 exons. Bases 249 to 722 code for a protein of 157 amino acids. The record is from RefSeq and is a predicted model, not a curated record. Gene Ontology annotation, molecular function: neuropeptide hormone activity.